Molecule: messenger RNA, 1878 nt
Organism: Talaromyces proteolyticus
Lineage: Eukaryota; Fungi; Ascomycota; Eurotiomycetes; Eurotiales; Trichocomaceae
Product: WD40-repeat-containing domain protein
Exons: 4
Coding region: 1-1878 (625 amino acids)
Biological process (GO): rRNA processing
Cellular component (GO): Pwp2p-containing subcomplex of 90S preribosome; small-subunit processome
Molecular function (GO): protein binding
Source: RefSeq, a predicted model, not a curated record
AUGGGCAGCGCAAAGCCAAAGGUGAAGGCGGGCAAGUCCAAAGCUGGCGGCGCAUCAACCUUUUUUGAAGAUCCUGCACCGGCCUCACGGUUCAAGUUCGACGAGUCGCGAGAUGAUGCCGAUACUUCCAGUGACGAUGACGUUCUAGAAAAGGAUGAGGUGGAGCAAAAGCUCGAGAAACUGCUUUUUGGUGAUGAGGAGGGCUUUCAAGCCGGGCUGAAAAGCCAUGGCGGGCAGCAAACAAUGGACCUCGUGAUGCGGAGUGACGGAGAAGGGGAGGAUGGCGACGCAGUUGAAGAAGAUAAGGAGAAUCUGGAAAAUGUUGCUGAUGAUGAUCUUUUCUUCUUCGACUCCGGCGCAGCAGAAGGCCCCGGAGUCUUGAUAUCGCAGCCUGAAACACCUCAUUCGGACGAAGAUCGAGACGAAUUGGAUCAUACAUAUGAACCUGCGAUCUGGGCGGAUAGCGACGAUGAGCGUAUGGCGGUAUCACUAGCGGGGCAUCAGCGACUGAGGAAACUCCGGAUCACCGAGUCAGAAGAUAUUGUGAGCGGUACAGACUACAUAAGAAGACUACGAAGGCAAUAUGUGCGGCUUCAUCCUACGCCAGACUGGGCAACCCAAGAUCCCAAUAAGAAACGCAGGAAGCGUGCUAGCAGUCUUGACUCUCAGGAGAGCGUUUCCAGUGGUGUGGAUGAGAUGGAUACAGACGGUGAGACUGAAUUGUCGGUGCAACCACUUGCCAAACUGCUUCAAGGCGCUAGUGACUUGAUCCGAGGAAGCGAAGAUAACAAGAAUGGCGAACGACCAAAGCUGCGGCAGGAGGUUAUAGGCAUUGAGCGAUUGAAAGACGUCGGGGGCGUUCAGCCGUCUGCCAUUGACUCCUUGACUUUCCACCCCCAUCACCCACUCCUCCUCUCCUCAGGUCCCGCGUCAACGUUAUGGCUGCAUCACAUUUCGCCCAAUGCACCAUCCCCAAACACUCUUCUCACAUCUCUCCAACUCCGCAAAACGCCCAUCUACACAUCUGCAUUUGCGCCGCCUACUGGAAACCGGAUUUAUGCUGCCAGUCGACGUCGUUAUUAUCAUGUCUGGGAUCUAGACUCUGGUAAGAUUGAGAAGAUCAAUGCCCCGGCAGACCGUAAAGAAGAGCAAAAAUCCAUGGAGAAAUUCAGACUGUCCCCAUGUGGAAGAUACGUCGGGUUCGUCGGCACAGGCAGUACAGGCGGCGGCAUGAUCAAUGUGUAUGAUGCGACGACCGCACAAUGGAUCGCACAGGUCCGGGUCGAUGGUCGUGGGGGUGUGGCAGACUUUGCAUGGUGGCAAGAUGGCAAUGGUAUGGUUGUUGCCAGCACUAAUGGCGAGGUUUCGGAAUGGGAUAUUCGGCUUCGUCGCGUCGUUGCGCGAUGGACGGAUGCCGGUGCAAUUGGCACCACUAUUAUUGCUCUAGGAGGUCAAUCAGGUCGUCCACAACUAGGAGGAGAUCGGUGGGUUGCUAUCGGCAGCACCAGUGGAAUUGUCAAUGUGUAUGAUCGGAAACCAUGGCAAGGUGUGGCGCGUGAUGCCGAGCAGUCGAAGAAGAUGGACAUCCAAGACGCUAUCCCCAGCAAUCCGACGCCGGUCCGCGCGCUUGACCAGCUCGUCACUGGGAUCUCGAGUCUCGUCUUCGCUCCGGAUGGGCAGUUCAUGGUCAUGGCUAGUCGGUUCAAACGAGACGCAUUGCGAAUUGUUCAUUUGCCGUCAUGUACUGUCUAUCGUAAUUGGCCUACGUCUAAUACACCUCUUGGGCGAAUUUCUUCGGUUGCUAUCUCGCCCCAGUCGAACUACCUAGCGGUUGCAAACCAGCAGGGAAAGAUUCGUUUGUGGGAGAUCUAUGGUUAA